AUGUCGCAAAAUAUUCCGAUAGAAAAAGAUAAGAAGGUAGCAGCAGCUCCGCGUUUGAGCAGCUCCGCCGAUAGGGAUGCUUCAUCUUUAGAACAAGAACCAUCGAAGGUUUUUGUAGAAGCAAAACCAAAGACUUCUGUAACUCCAUCAUUAGCCUCCAUUUUGAAGCUUCUCGAUUCGUCAACUCCACUUUGUCCUCUGUUACAAACAUGGAUAUGGAAAGAAUGGAUCGAAGGACGAGGUGACAUAUUUAAUGCCCAAGAUGAAGAAAACGAGAGGAAAUUAAAUAAUGCAAUUGCACAGCUUACAGCAGAAUCGAAACUCCCAACAGACUUAUCUAACGAACAAAAAACAAUCCUUACUCACAUUCAAGAAUUUUGGAGUCAAGUACCUGAUCAGCGGUUUGGUCAAUUUCUAUCCAAUUAUGUUGUUGGACACUUUCUCGCUCAACCUCCAAAGACAAUGUUGCAGAAAGAAGAUGCUCAAAUAUUGGCAAUAUUGAAAGAAAUUAAGUCUGCUCAACCUAGCCAUUAA
This is a messenger RNA of Didymodactylos carnosus, 534 nucleotides long. NCBI's taxonomy places the organism in Eukaryota, Metazoa, Rotifera, Eurotatoria, Philodinida, Philodinidae. The record is from the annotation of a GenBank genome assembly.